Molecule: messenger RNA, 1261 nt
Organism: Frankliniella occidentalis (western flower thrips)
Lineage: Eukaryota; Metazoa; Arthropoda; Insecta; Thysanoptera; Thripidae
Product: ATP synthase lipid-binding protein, mitochondrial-like
Exons: 4
Coding region: 257-709 (150 amino acids)
Biological process (GO): proton motive force-driven ATP synthesis; proton transmembrane transport
Molecular function (GO): proton transmembrane transporter activity
Source: RefSeq, a predicted model, not a curated record
ACUUUGUCUCCAUCUCCAAAACCAGGCAAGUGAGUUUUAUUUUUAAAAAAUAUGGUAGUAAUGGGACGGUCGUCGGAGCUUCCUUCUGGAUUGCCGAAUUUAAAUUAUCAAAUUCUACAAUGCUCGUGCAUUGCCAGACAACAAAAGGGGAUCACUGGAUCGCUACGGCAAGGUUCGUAGGACGCGAAGCGCGAAGUACGCGGUCUCAGCGCAAAUCUGUCAUCAGUCACAGGAACUCCUUGUCAUCAUCGUCAUCAUGCAGUUGUUUCGAUCUGUCAUUCCCCUCUACAACGUGCCAUUAUUCUAUGGUGGAUGUGCAUCCUCUCCUGUAAUUCAAAAGAGCUUCCAGGGGGUUCUCUCCUGUUGUAAAUACUCAUGUAUUUCUGGAUUUGUGAAUCAUCCUCUUAGUGGUCCACAGAAUGCUCAAAGAGCAUUGUCAGAGAUUCGUCCAGAGAGAAAUUUAUACACAACUCCCUCAAGAUACGACAUUGAUAAUGCAGGGAGACUUAUGGGGGCUGGAAUGGCUACAAUCGGGAUAGCUGGCCCAGGUGCUGGAGUUGGCAUUGUUUUUGGGAGCCUCAUGUUUUCUUAUUCACGUAAUCCUAGCCUUAAAGGUUCCCUAUUUUCCUAUGCCAUUCUAGGAUUUGCUCUUACUGAGGCCAUGGGACUUUUUGCUAUUUUAAUGGCAUUUAUUAUUUUGUUCACUUAAUUACACCUGCCAUGUUCCAUGUAUUCUAAUCAAUUCCCUAGCCUUGUUUGAGGUGUUGAAGCACAAGCUUCAUUUAACACUAUUUUCUAUCUUGUCUGAGUCAAUGACUUUUCUUUGAGAAUAAACAAUUCAUUUCAAAUUUCUGUUAUUCUUGGAAAAAUCAGUGUUUAAAGAAAUAUGAAUAGGGACACCAAGGAAAGUCAAACGAGCAAAUGCAGGGAUUCUUUCUAUCCACAACUGUAUUCAUGAAACAAACAGUUACAGCAACAUAGCUCCCAGCAAUAAUUUCUUAAAACAAGUAGCACAUCUAUAAAGGAGUAGGAAAUCCGAUAACCAUCAAGUAGGCACAGCAGUAAGAUUAAGAAGCACUCUCAACUUGUGCCUCCAGGCCUAGAGUGAGAUGACAACCCUGUGGACAAGCCGUUUAUGUAUGAAAACCACUCACAAAAAUAAACAAAAGCCAUCAAAGACAGUCCCAAGAGUUAUAACUAAAACUCAGAGGGUAAAGCCAGAUAAGUAGAAACCAGAAAGGCCUCAAAGAAAAAAAAAGAA